Messenger RNA from Cetraspora pellucida, 1434 nucleotides. NCBI's taxonomy places the organism in Eukaryota, Fungi, Glomeromycota, Glomeromycetes, Diversisporales, Gigasporaceae. The record is from the annotation of a GenBank genome assembly.
AUGGAUUCCACUUUUUCUUCUGAUAGUAGUUGUUACAAUCUAAGACCACAACCUAUCACCUCCCAUGUGCAAUCGCAUUACAAAAAACGAAUAUCAUAUUUCCAUAACAAAGAGAUUGGAAACUUUCAGUUUGGAGUUCAACAUCCAAUGAAACCACUGCGUUUAUCUUACACCAAUGAUUUAGUAUGUGCUUAUCGAUUACAUGAAAAAAUGCGAGUUUUUUGUCCUCCAAAAGCAACCGACUAUGAAUUGAUGGAAUUUCAUAUUCCCAGUUAUAUAACUUUUUUAAAAAAUGUCACCCCUGAAAAUAGUGAGCAAUAUUCUUUUGACGCAGACAGAUUUAACAUCAGUGAAGAUUGUCCAAUAUUUAGAGGAAUGUACGAUUUUUGCCAAAUUUAUGCUGGUGCAUCGGUGGCUGCGGCUUUACGACUGACGAGUGAAGAUACUGACAUAUGCAUUAAUUGGAGUGGUGGAUUACAUCAUGCCAAGCACAAUGAGGCAUCGGGGUUUUGCUUUGUAAACGACAUCGUAUUAGCUAUUCAACAGUUGUUGAGGGUUUUUCCACGGGUUUUAUACAUUGAUAUUGACAUACAUCACGGUGAUGGAGUACAAGAAGCAUUUUACGAAACAGAUCGAUGUAUGACCGUAUCAUUUCAUAAAUAUAAAGAAAAUGGAAAAUAUUUUCCAGGGACUGGAGGUUUAGGUGAGAUUGGGAUUGGAUUAGGAAAAAGGUUUUGCUUAAAUAUACCGCUUAAAGAUGGAAUGGAUGACGAAAGUUAUGUCGCUUUAUUUAAGGAUAUUAUUACAGAUGUUAAAGACCGUUAUCAACCAAAUGCGGUUGUUCUGCAAUCUGGGGCAGAUUCACUUGGAAAGGAUAAGUUAGGGGGAUUUAAUCUUAGUAUUAAAGCUCAUGGAGAAUGUGUUCGAUUUGUAAAAAAUUGGCAAAUACCCUUACUAGUUCUUGGUGGUGGAGGAUAUAAAAUCGAAAAUGUGGCACGAUGCUGGGCUUACGAGACAAGCAUACUACUUGAUACAGAAGUACCGGAAGCACUGCCCAAACAUGCACAAUUUUAUAAUUUUUUUGGGCCAGAUUAUUCAUUGCAUCCACCUCUUGUUAGACGGAUUGAAAAUCUGAAUACUAAAGCAGAUUUACAAAAAUUGUCACAACAUAUUCACGAGCGUUUGAGAUUAUUGGAUGGAGCACCAAGUGUACAAUUACAUGAAUUUUCUAAAGAUUUGCAAGAAUUGUGGGAAGAAUCUGAGGAUGAAAUGAGAGAUUACCAAGAAGAUGCGAUCCCGGACAUUAGACCUAGACGACGUUUAAUGUUGGGCGAAAAUGAAUUUUAUGAUAGAGGUAGCGACCACGAAAAUGAUGAUCAAUUAGUAGAUGAAGAUCAGACUAUGGACUAUGUUGUAGAUAACGAAUCAUAUUAA